Hemiscyllium ocellatum (epaulette shark) is the source of this 1416-nucleotide messenger RNA. It is a transcript of the gene ccna1, whose product is annotated as cyclin A1. Gene Ontology annotation, molecular function: cyclin-dependent protein serine/threonine kinase regulator activity. Gene Ontology annotation, cellular component: cytoplasm; nucleus; cyclin A2-CDK2 complex. The transcript is spliced from 9 exons. NCBI's taxonomy places the organism in Eukaryota, Metazoa, Chordata, Chondrichthyes, Orectolobiformes, Hemiscylliidae. The coding region runs from base 1 to 1416 and encodes 471 amino acids. The record is from RefSeq and is a predicted model, not a curated record. Gene Ontology annotation, biological process: mitotic cell cycle phase transition; regulation of cyclin-dependent protein serine/threonine kinase activity.
AUGCUACUUCGUUGUCGCCCUGGUAACACGCAGCCGCAGUACGCAUGCGGAAGUCAGGUGGCAGACGGUAGCGUGCUGCGUUACCAUGGCAGCGGGGAGCCGAAGCUCACGUGCGCUGCUAACAUGUACAGGAGCAAUGCUGCUGUCAAGCGCAAUGCUAAUCAAGAAAAUCAACAUCUUGUCCCGCAGAUGGGCCCACUUAACCAAAAGCAGAGGACCGUUUUAGGGGUGCUAAACGAGAACGACCAGCAGAGGCGUUCGCUUUCUCAGGUUUCUGCGAAAGUUUGUGGUACUGUUGCAGUGGGGACUGAUAAUGGGCUCAUUUCGGCAAAGAGCUGCAGCACUCUCUCUGAAUGUCCGGCUACUUUUGUGUCCAACCCGAACUUCAAUAUUUAUAUGGAGGAUGAAGUCCAAGACGAAGUCGAAGUCUCUGAAUGUAAUCUAACCUCUGAACUCCAAUCUAAACUUGGAGAAGUUGGUAACGUCUCCAAACCAGCGGACGACUAUUGUCUGUUCUUAGAUCUGAGUGAAGUUUCGCCAAUGUUAGUAGAUUCAUCCAUGCGCUCGCAGCGUUCCCAUGAAGAUUCGCAUGUACACGUAGAUUACCUCGCUGUGGAAGGAUAUGCAGAAGACAUUUAUCGGUACCUCCGAGAAGCAGAAGAGAAAUGCAGACCGAAAUUUGGGUACAUGAAGAAGCAGCCGGACAUAACCCACAGUAUGCGCUCCAUUCUCGUGGACUGGCUGGUUGAAGUUGGUGAGGAGUACAACUUGCAAACUGAAACGUUGUACUUGGCUAUUAACUACCUGGACAGAUUCCUGUCAUGUAUGUCAGUCCUAAGAGGAAAGCUGCAACUGGUGGGCACAGCAGCUAUGCUGGUAGCAUCGAAAUAUGAAGAAAUCUAUCCCCCUGAAAUAGAUGAGUUUGUCUACAUAACAGAUGAUACCUACACCAAAAAACAGCUCCUGCGCAUGGAACAUCUCCUACUCAAGGUGUUGAGCUUUGACAUGACCGUUCCAACGGUUAACCAGUUCCUAACGCAGUUUUUGAAGGAGGAAGGGAUUGAUGGACAAAUGGGAAACCUAGCAAUGUACAUAGCUGAACUGAGUCUAUUAGAAGCUGAUGUAUGUUUGAGGUAUGCACCCUCUCUAAUGGCAGCAGCUGCAUAUUGUUUGGCAAACUACACAAUCAACAAUACAUUUUGGCCUCCAUCUCUUGCUACAUUUACUGGAUACUCAUUGGUUGAUAUUGUACCUUGCCUGCAUGAUAUGCAUAAGACCUUUCUCCAAGCUAAAUUCCAGCCACAACAAGCCAUUAAAGAAAAAUACAGGAGCUCCAAGUAUCUGAGAAUUUCUCUCAUUGAGCCUCCAGCAACCUUGCCUCUGCACGCACUGAUUUCAAGUGCCAUUCAAGGAUGA